ACAAUAAAGACCCGGAUGUUUGAAGCAGUUUGUGUUGAUGCUCAUUAAAGUGUUGUAGAAUAUUUUCAUGUUUUUAUUUGUUUUAUUUACGUGAUUAAAAAGACUUCAUCAUAACAUGACGUCUGUGAUGAUGAUGAUGAUCCUCUUCAUCUUUAUCACAGACCUUCAUUUGAACUGAUUCUAAUGUCUGAUGGUUGUAGAGACAGAACAGCUGAACAGAGACGUCCUGACCAGAAAAAUCUGACCCUCUCACUUCUGCUUUAAAGACUUUCAGUGGAUGUUUUCUUCCUGUUUUCUCCACUUCCAGUUUCUCAACAGCUCAGCACGUCUGAGUCCUCACCACAGAGACUCUGACAGGCAGCUCACUGGUUUAUACUGGGAGACUGGUGGAACCAACCAGAACCAGUUCUCCAGGCUCUGCUGCAGGUUCCACUGCUCUCCAGCCAGUCUGGGGUCAGGUUCCUGAAAACCUGUUUGAGGACCAAACUAAAUCCACGUUCCAGGUCCUGUCAGUGGUUGAAGCUGGACGAACCACAGACGUCCUCAGAAGACGGAGCGUUCAGAGGGAGCUGUGGUCCCACAUCAGACUGAAGGACUGACUCGGUGUUUGGAUCAGUUGGAUCCACUUUGGGCCUCUGACAGACCGGAUGUGUUGGUUCCUGCUCUGAACAAAGGACCCAGUCUGGAUAAAGCUGCAUUAACAGAGUCCUGCCCUCAGGUCAGCAGCACGGUGACAUGGAGGGCGGCCCAGGAAGACUCGGACACGCAAACAGGAAGUGAAGCUGAAGGCGUCGCUCUGCUGCUCAGACUGACAUUCAGUCGUCAUCCAGACAACAUGAAGACUCCGUCUGUGUCUCUGCUCCUCGGUGUGUCUGUGCUGCUGCUGUCUGGACUGACUGUUUCUGCAGUCUCUCUGAAUGUCAGUCCAAACCUUCAGCAGUUCUUCUCUGAAGACUCUGUGUCUCUGAGUUGUGUUGAAGAUGGACAGACAGUAAAGAGGACCAGAGGAGGACAGACUGAGGACUGUGGACCAGCUGGUUCCUCCUGUAUCAUCUCAGAUCUGUCCUCAUCAGACUCUGGAGUUUACUGGUGUGAAGACAGAGCUGGACACAGGAGCCAGAACAUCACUGUAACUGUUCCAAAAGGUGUUCCAGUUAUUCUGGAGAUCCCUGCACUUCCUGUGAUGACAGGAAGUGAUGUCACUCUGCGCUGUAGAGACAAAGCUCACGUCAGAUUCAAGGCUUUUUUCUUCAGGGAUGGUGUCCUCCUUAGAUCUGGACCUGAUGGAGAACUCACCCUCAGUAAAGUCCAACAGUCUCAUGAAGGUCUCUACUGGUGUUCUACUGAUGAGUUUGGAUCAUCUCCUCAGAGCAGACUGAGGGUCAGAGCUCCUCCUCCUCCUCCUCCUCCUCCUCCUUCCUCUCCUCCUCCUUCAUCUCUUCCUCCUCCUCCUUCAUCUCCUCCUCCUUCUCCUUCCUCUCCUCCUCCUCCUCCUCCUCCUCCUGCCUCCUCUGUCUCUGUGCUCAGACUCUUCUGCCAUCUAGUGGUCUUCUGUCCGUACUGCAUCUGCUCCGUCCUGCUGGUGUCCAUCUGCUGCAGCAGGAAGACAGGAAACAAACCAGCCAUCUCCAUGGAGACGACCCCACCUGUUGGAGGAGGAGGAGAGGAUGAAGAGUAUGAUGACAUCACUGCUGAUGUCACCACUGAGCAUGAGCUGUGAGCUGCAGAGACUGUGUUUGAUCAGGCUUCACAGUUAAAGGAUGAAAUGAUCAGUUCAUCACAACAAAAUCAACAAAAGUCAUGUCAAGGCGCUUUUCACACAGAGCCUCUCUUCUCUUUAGAUUAUUAAAGUUAAAGAGAGAGACCCAACAGAUCCACCAUGAGCAGCACUAAGAGACUGUGGAGCAGAACCAGACUCAGGUUCCUUCAUAUCCUGGUGUAGUUGUCCCUGUGUGGAGCAGCUGACAGAGAUCAGCCAGCAUCGUGUCUCUCUGUGUCUUUCUGCUGUUCUGUCUGAAUAAAGAAUCAACCAAG
Lates calcarifer (barramundi perch) is the source of this 2034-nucleotide messenger RNA. RefSeq names its product lysine-specific demethylase 6B. Gene Ontology annotation, biological process: cell surface receptor signaling pathway. NCBI's taxonomy places the organism in Eukaryota, Metazoa, Chordata, Actinopteri, Centropomidae. Bases 836 to 1720 code for a protein of 294 amino acids. The transcript is spliced from 5 exons. The record is from RefSeq and is a predicted model, not a curated record. Gene Ontology annotation, molecular function: transmembrane signaling receptor activity.